AUUCCCUACAAUGCGAACACCAUCUACAUACUGUGGUACCAUUAUCUCAGGCGAAGCUCCAGAAUCUGAUGAUGAUUUAACGAGUUUAAGUAGCGUUAGUGGAGCGGUAGAUGCCAUGGCAUGUCCUCCUUACAUGGAUCUUAAAAUACCAAAAUCUAAAAAAAGUUCUAUCAAGUAUAAUAGUCUGCUUCACAAAAAAUUAUACGAAUGCAAUGAAACCUUGGAUAAAGACAUUCUGCAAAUGACCGAGGGCGCGAUCACAACCAGCGUACAAGAAUUGUCAGCUGUUAAUCGACAAUUGCUGAGAAGUGAAUUGGUGUUACAAGAGGCUGUGUGUCAAUUGCGCAAUGCAUCCGGUCGGGUGAAGGAUGCCUCCGACACUCUACAUCAACUCAUAGACGACAACUUCUUGCAUUCCGUUAAAAUUUAACUUUUGCUAAACUUAUUAAGUGCGUUUCUAUUCUUAAGAUAUACAUGUAGCAAUGAAUAACAGGUAUGUACUUAGUAUAUAAUGCCAUAUUCAUGUCCUUCAUGGUACCGCACAUUAGAUGCCGGUGUUAAAAAAAAAAAUACGCUUUCCUCUUUGAGAUCUGGAACAUUGUUGAGCAUUAAUCAAUCUUUCCUUUAUAACUGGCAGUACUAUUUAAUGUGUCCUUUUUAUACUUUCCAACGCGUUAUCUCAUUUCGAGAAUAGUAUCAAUCACAUCAAUUCAUUAUAAACUAAUACCUUAAGAUCGAUCUGUGGAACAAAACGUAUUGCGCCUGAUAUUUAACAAUACAUUUGAUCAUACAGCGAAAUAGCAAGUAGUUUGAUACUGGCUAUUAUCUCGCCUAUCAUUUCGUAAAUUUCAAUCGGAGUGGUGACACGAAUUCUAAUACAAAUAUGUAUAAUGCGAUAUAGUGCGCAAGAGACUGGUGAUAAUUAUAUUACGAUAUAUGUAUAUGUAAUAUGUGUAUAUUAAAGAACGUCACGAUAUUGAUAUAGGAGCAUUUCUGCGGAGAGUAGACAUACACUUUGCGUUUUGUGUUACAGUUUUAAAAAAAUUGAUAGUAAAUGUAUAUAAUAUACUUUGAUUUCGUGACUUCCAAAGAAUACAUAAAUGUAAAUAUGGCAUUGCUUAUUUGGAUUAUUGAUUAUGUAAUCACAAAAUUAUAGAGUAAUAUUUAGUACCUAGUGUGUAUGCAUAGUCUUGUCAGAAACACUUAUGUUCUUUCUUUGCUGCAGAUUACCACGUGUUCUUUUUCUUUUUUUUUUUUUAUCAAAUAGCACAAUUUUGCUUGGUAUCAAAGGACUGAUAUCGACUUUUGUCGCUAUUAUGUCGUUAAUGUUAGUGUACAAUGAAUUGGUGAUAUCAAUGGUGGUGGUUUUCGUUUUCCCUAUAAAUUCAGUCUUUAAAUAUUUCAUCGAUCUUCGUUGAACCAAAUCUCGGUAUGACGUAUCUAAGUACAAAAAUUCCAUAAACAAAACCCGUUUCGCUAAGACUUGAUAUGGCAAUAUCGCGACGGGAAUAUCCACUCUGGAAUGUGUUACUUUCGCGCGGGUUGAUUUUCUUUCUUAUGUAUUAUUCAAAUUAGCAGGUUAAAUUGCGCGUGUAUAUCUGCCAGUACAGCAAGAUAAUCUCUCUUGUAUGUUGUAUUAAAGCAAUUCCAUACGCUUACUAAGGAUAAGUAAAGUAUUGCCAAAGCAUAGUUGUGCCACUGAAUCUCGUAUGUAUAUAGAUUAAAAAAAU
Messenger RNA from Cyphomyrmex costatus, 1730 nucleotides. RefSeq lists its product as uncharacterized. NCBI's taxonomy places the organism in Eukaryota, Metazoa, Arthropoda, Insecta, Hymenoptera, Formicidae. The transcript has 3 exons. The coding region runs from base 11 to 430 and encodes 139 amino acids. The record is from RefSeq and is a predicted model, not a curated record. Gene Ontology annotation, cellular component: BLOC-1 complex.